AUGUAUGGAAUUAUGCCAUACGUUGCUCCGGAGGUCCUAAAAAGAGCACCUUUCACACAAGCAGCUGAUAUCUAUAGUCUUGGCAUUAUUAUGACAGAGAUAGCGACUGGAAAAAGAGCAUUUGAUGGUGAACGGCCAGGAUUUAAUGAAGGAAUUCCAGAAUGUUACAUUACAUUAAGCUAA
Cetraspora pellucida is the source of this 183-nucleotide messenger RNA. The record is from the annotation of a GenBank genome assembly. NCBI's taxonomy places the organism in Eukaryota, Fungi, Glomeromycota, Glomeromycetes, Diversisporales, Gigasporaceae.